ACGCACGUUUUGAGCUAGUCUUCUAUAUUUAGGGCGUUGCGGGCCUUGUUUAUCUGUGCCGUGGUAGCUAUAUUUUGAAUUUGUAAACUAUGCCUCCGGAGCCUCCACAUGCUCAGAACAAAUUAAAUGAUUUUGAAAAUGAAGAUACAAGAAGGCAAGAUGAGGCAGCUUUAGAUGGAUACCGACCACUGUCAUCUCAUCCAGUUGAUGAUCAAGAUGCUUGUAGUGAAUCCUCAGAUAGCAGCAGUGAUGAUUCUGAGGUAGACAAUGACAACCAGCACCACAGAAUAUUCAUGACAAUACAGUGGCCUGAAGAGAACUCUGAGGAGCAGGCUUCAGAUGACAACCCUGAACCAAGCUCAGAGCACACAUCUUGUUCAGCUGCGGUGAAGCUGGACCCCUCGCAGGACACCCAAGCUCGCACAGCUGCAGCAGGAGGUCCCAAAGAGAUCACCGCUACUGCCGAUCACAAGCGCCUUUCCGCUAGAAAGGAGUGCAAUGCCACCGAUCUGAAGGACCGUUCCGGGGAUCGGGAGAGCUCCUCUGGGACGGGGCACAUGUCUGAGGACCAGACGGAGGCGGUGCGGCGGGCGAUGCAGGCGGUUCGGCUGCCGGAGGACGCCAUGCCGGAGUGGGCGCGUGGCCUCUCCGAUCUCCAGUGUCAGCAGCGUAUCGGACAGAUGGUGGCGAAAAUAACGGGCCAGAGGUAGCGGCGGCGUCUGUGAUCACGUUGAACUUUCUGUGCGAUGCGCGUACAUUCUUCCUUAUUCAUUCCCAGACGCAGUACUGGCUCUUUCGUCGCCAGCGUGUGAACAAAUGUGAAACCAACGGAAUGGUGAGAACGGCGAUGUCUCUUUCAAGAAAUGUAACCGAAUGCUUUUUACGUCAAUGGAAUGGCUUAUUUUAUGUAUUCGUGUCAUACCAUGUGUAAGGUGUGGUCAAGCGUCGAUGUAACGCCCCCCCCCCCCCAUGCGAGUCCGCCUUGGAUGCGCUGUGACCGCCCUUGCGUGUAUCCCAUCGCAUCAGUGACGUAAAGAACAUUUAUUUUAUUUGAGUAAAGUUUAUUAUACACAACUAUGAAAUAAACUAUCACAGAACAGAAGAGAGUGGAAGGAUAUCCGCACUCCCGGAAAACUCUGGAGCUCUCCACGAUUCACUCUGGCCGCACGUGCACCAUUGAAAAAAUAAACAACCGGGGAAUUA
Amphibalanus amphitrite is the source of this 1203-nucleotide messenger RNA. RefSeq lists its product as uncharacterized. The record is from RefSeq and is a predicted model, not a curated record. Bases 90 to 710 code for a protein of 206 amino acids. The transcript is spliced from 4 exons. Lineage: Eukaryota; Metazoa; Arthropoda; Thecostraca; Balanomorpha; Balanidae.